GUUCAUUCUAGCUUUCCAUUUCAUGUUGGCAUAUUGCGAUGAUUUAUAUUGCAGUGCUAAAAUUUUAAUUACAAUCUAAACUUUCAAAGGAAAAAAUAGGCAUGAAAUUGCUCGGUUUGAUUAUUACGGUAGUUAUAUCUCUGUGCAUGGUUCAUGGUUAUGAUUUACCAGAUCUGCCAUUCAAGAGGCUCGUCAUUAAAUCAGCUACUACAUCCAAACAAUUAUUGGCUUCAAAAAAUGUAAAAGCUCGUAAAUACAGUCCGAAACUUGACUACAAAUAUAAAGGAGCGACUAAGAAACAGCCAGCUGAUGCUGGUUCCGUUCCGAUUGGAAUUGAAGAGCAGAUCACGGGAGGGGCUCGAGCCGCAAAAAAGAAAUUUCCCUGGCAGAUUUUAUUGGUUGGAGACGGCUCCUGGAUCUGUGGAGGCUCCCUUAUUUCUACUGAAUGGGUUCUUACUGCUGCCCACUGCGUUUUUGGAGGAACAAACUUCAUGAUAAGUGCAGGAGGAGUUAUCGCAAAUAGAUUCAAAGAAAGAGGCGAGCAAGUUUGGAACUCUACAACAGCAAUUUAUCAUGAGGAAUAUGACGAAACAACCGCACAGAACGAUAUCGGUCUUGUCCAAGUGUCAUUCAAAUUUGACAAAUUUGUUAGUGCAAUCCGCCUGCCCAAAUACUCGCAGGCAACAAAUUCGUUUGCUGGGAUUGCCGUUGUAAUCUCUGGAUAUGGACAAACCGCUGACAGUGGCUCCGCUAGCCGGUUUUUAAAGUUUGCCAAUAUGAAGACGAUUACGAACGCUCAAUGCGCCACUCUUUAUGAUGCGACCUUUGUCACUGACAGUGUCAUUUGCAUUGGGCCGGAAAAAGUGAAAUCAGCUUGUUUUGGGGAUAGCGGAGGCCCACUUAUGAUGCGUGAAAGUGACAAGAAGUACACAAUCAUUGGAACUGUGUCUGGAGGGCCCGAAAAGUGCGUUGGAUACAUCAGCACCUUCGCCAGGGUCACCAGCUUUUUAGGCUGGAUUUCUGAGAAAACAAGCAUUGCUAUCGAAAAUUGAAUACAAAUUUUGGAUAAAAAAUUGAUAUGAUUCGCUCAAUUUAUGAUGCGUUUAUAAGUAUUUUUCCUUGAUUUCGACUCCUUUGGUCUAUUCAAAUAUUUGCGAAACAUGAAUUGAAAUAAAAUCUACUGGUGAAUUAAA
Molecule: messenger RNA, 1193 nt
Organism: Cloeon dipterum
Lineage: Eukaryota; Metazoa; Arthropoda; Insecta; Ephemeroptera; Baetidae
Product: chymotrypsin-2-like
Exons: 7
Coding region: 102-1052 (316 amino acids)
Biological process (GO): proteolysis
Molecular function (GO): serine-type endopeptidase activity
Source: RefSeq, a predicted model, not a curated record